CCUGAGACACGGCGCAAAGCGUCUCCUCAUCUUCGACACGACAGGCUGUAGCAGGUCCGAAAACCGCGUUUGAGAACCGUUAAUCGCCGCUAGGUGGCGCGUCGUUCGAUCAGUCGCGGAGCACGUAACAUCGAGAGAGGAAACUUGCCAAAAAAAACGAACAAGAUAAGCCAAAAGCGUAUAAAUCAUUGCAACACCGUCUACCAGUUUUUGCUGAUAUUCAUAAAACGCGGCAAUCUCGAUAAAUAAACGGGCAACGAUUCAACCAUGACGAGAAACGGUUUCGCACUACUAUCUCUGUUCGCGGUGAGCCUUGCGAUUGGCUGUUCAGGGAAAGUUUAUAACCGUUGCGAACUAGCUAGAGAGUUGAAGGACAUGCCGGGGGUGAUUCCCGAGCACGUUGCGACCUGGGUCUGCAUCGCGUACCACGAAUCGAGGUUCGACACUUCCGCGAUCGGUCGAGGAAACGGGGACUGGUCCUGGGAUCACGGUCUGUUCCAGCUGAGCGAUCGGUACUGGUGCGGACGGAACAGGAUUGGCGGAGCCUGCGGCUUGGCCUGCGCCUCUCUCAGGGACGAGGACAUCGCGAACGACAUGCAGUGCAUGCGGGUCAUAUUCGAGGAGCACAAACGACUAUCGGGCGAUGGUUUCAACGCCUGGGCCGUUUAUGGACGGUGUCGGGGCCCGAGGGCAGAUAGAUUUAUUUCCGGGUGUUUCGACGGGUUCGAGAUCGAUGAAAACGACCUUUAAAUUUGAGAGGAUAAAAGGAUCGACGAUGACGAACCGCCGAGGAGCAUGUCGUAUGA
Messenger RNA from Diprion similis, 806 nucleotides. Its product is annotated as lysozyme C-1-like. The transcript has a single exon. The coding region runs from base 268 to 750 and encodes 160 amino acids. NCBI's taxonomy places the organism in Eukaryota, Metazoa, Arthropoda, Insecta, Hymenoptera, Diprionidae. The record is from RefSeq and is a predicted model, not a curated record.